UGUGGGAAAAUUUGUAGGUAGUUAAGUUCUACAUUGUUUUUUUUUAUUAUAUUAUUCCAAUUGAAAAAGUAUUCUAGAAUAAAAAAUCAAAGUUGCUAUAAAUAUAAUUUAAUUUAAAAGUCAUUCGACUUGAUAGAUAUUUUUAAAAUCUUCAAGUUAAAUUUCAAAUCGUUCAAAUUUUUUGUAUUUGUUUGUAAAAACGUAAAAAGAGAAUUAAAUAUUAAUGGCUACUAUGUUGGAUUUAGAGAGUAAAUUAAAUCAGAUAGCUUUAGAAGAAGAAGAUAAUCAAAAAGUGAAAUGGGACCUACCGUUAAAAGAAUUAUAUAAGUUGGCUUUAGCUUUUUAUAAAGAAAAAUCUGGGAAAGCUAUACAUCUGUCUUAUGAAGAUAAUUUAAAAUUAAUAGCUUUUACUCAACAAGCUGCUCAUGGACAAUUUGAUCCUAAUACCGCCCCCCAAUUGGGAGUUUUAGAUGUUAUUGGAAGAGAUCGGCGAUUAGCUUGGCAAAGUUUAGGUUUAGUUUCUAAAACAGAGGCACAAGAGAGUUUUAUUGAUAUGUUAGAUAGACUUUGUCCAACUUUAAGACCUUACAUUGAAGCGAUAAAAAAAGAUAAAGAAGAAAAAUUGAGAAAAGAACUGGAAGAAAAACAAAAGGCUCAAGAACUUUUAGAACAAGAGAAGAAAUUGCAAGAAGAGAAAAAAGAAUUUGAAGAACAAUGUUAUAAGGAAGAAAUGCAGAAGCGACAGUUACAAGAUGCUUUAAAUCAACAAACUUUUAAUCAAUUCAAGACUUAUGCCGAAAAACAAUAUCCCGGUAAUCCUGAACAACAAGGUAUAUUAAUAAGGCAAUUACAAAAUGAACAUUAUCACCAAUAUAUGCAACAGUUACAUGCACAAAUAAAAUUUACAAAUGCAUCGAAUAGCGAUAACCAAUCCGAAAGUCCUAUUGAUAUGGAUAAUUGUGUAGAUAUUGCUGAAAAAGAUUCAAGUAUUUUAAAAGAUGAAGCUGACGGUAAAGAAGAUGAUUGUGCUGAUGAUUCUGGUGAAUACUUAAUAAUAAGUCCAGCUAGAAUGUGGACUAGACCAGACAUUAAAAAUUUCAAACAAGAUGUUGCCGCUGGAUCUGGAGAAGGAGUAAUACACGUAGGGCAUGGAGAUACAGUGACGGUUCGUGUUCCAACACAUGAAGGGGGAACUUGCAUAUUUUGGGAAUUUGCUACUGAUAGUUAUGAUAUUGGUUUUGGUGUUUAUUUUGAAUGGACUAAACCCGUAUCAAAUGAAGUUACGGUUCAUAUCAGCGAAAGUGAUGACGAAGAUGAAUUUUAUGAAGAUGAUGAUGACGAAUUCGGUGGCGGUGAUUUGGAAUGUGGUCCAGUACAAACUCGUGCAUCAAUAUCACCAAAUCGACCACCUAUAUCUAUUAUAGUACCAGUUUAUCGACGUGAAUGUCAAAAUGAAAUUUAUGUUGGAUCGCAUCAAUAUCCUGGAGAAGGAAUAUAUUUAUUAAAAUUUGACAAUUCAUAUAGCAUUUGGAGAAGUAAAACACUUUAUUAUCGUGUUUAUUAUGAACGUUUGGACGAAAUUGAGAAUUAAUUAAUUAAUUUUUGAAAAAAUAUUUUUUUGUUUUUCAACAAAGUUACAAGAAAAUUUUAAUGUGGUAUGAGUAAAAAGAUUCUUUUUUGAGAAAUGGCACCAUUAAAUUCAUAAUUUGGUUUAAUAAAACUUUUAUUAAUUCAAAUACAAGAGCAGAAAUCAAAUUUUGAA
This is a messenger RNA of Condylostylus longicornis, 1762 nucleotides long. RefSeq names its product Golgi resident protein GCP60. NCBI's taxonomy places the organism in Eukaryota, Metazoa, Arthropoda, Insecta, Diptera, Dolichopodidae. The coding region runs from base 224 to 1591 and encodes 455 amino acids. The transcript is spliced from 6 exons. The record is from RefSeq and is a predicted model, not a curated record. Gene Ontology annotation, molecular function: fatty-acyl-CoA binding. Gene Ontology annotation, cellular component: Golgi membrane.